Arabidopsis arenosa is the source of this 669-nucleotide messenger RNA. Lineage: Eukaryota; Viridiplantae; Streptophyta; Magnoliopsida; Brassicales; Brassicaceae. The record is from the annotation of a GenBank genome assembly.
CAAGAGAGCAAUGGGGUUCGGGUUCAACAUCGCAUUCAUGUGGUGCCUUCUCAUCGCAUCAGCGUGCUUUCCAUCCACCACAUCAGCAGCCCGGUUCGAGGUAAGAAACGAGAUCUCCAGAUACCCAGGACGGAACCGGAGCCUCACGGUUAACUGUUGGUCAUCGAAUAACAAAUUGGGCAUGCAUGCUCUCAAACCGGGCCAAUCUAAAAGCUGGUCGUUCACGCCAAUAUUUAUUAAGAUACCGUUUAUCUACACAUACUUCGAGUGCAUGUUCUUCACCGCUUUUGGCUCGCCAUAUGGUCAGAAAGCAACGGUUUUUGCUGGGGAGAGAUUAUUCAGGUGGCAAUGCGAUAAUCCAGACGAGGAAGAGUGCAUUUGGGUGGUGAAGAGAGACGGGCUAUAUCUAAGGAGGAUCAAAAGAGACGAUAAAGGCCAAAGGCUCUAUGGAGAUGAAUUGAGAAUGCCUUGGAUCGGCGGUACUAACUACCACCCUGUACAAGAGGAUCCAUAAUCCAACCAAUUCAGGAUAUAUGUUAAAUCUCUAUUUUUGUGUAUGAAAUGGAUAUCACGAUACGGAAUCUAGAAGAAACAGAACAGCUUUUGUGUCUUCCCUUUAUGUAAAGUUAGCAAAUUUGAGUCAAUCCACAAUCAACUCCAACAGCAGAA